Protobothrops mucrosquamatus (brown spotted pit viper) is the source of this 667-nucleotide messenger RNA. It is a transcript of the gene CCDC124, whose product is annotated as coiled-coil domain containing 124. NCBI's taxonomy places the organism in Eukaryota, Metazoa, Chordata, Lepidosauria, Squamata, Viperidae. Gene Ontology annotation, cellular component: nucleus. Gene Ontology annotation, molecular function: transcription coactivator activity. Gene Ontology annotation, biological process: transcription by RNA polymerase II. Bases 1 to 660 code for a protein of 219 amino acids. The record is from RefSeq and is a predicted model, not a curated record. The transcript is spliced from 4 exons.
AUGCCCAAGAAGUUCCAAGGGGAGAACACCAAGUCGGCCGCCGCCCGGGCGAGGAAGGCCGAGGCCAAGGCGGCGGCUGACGCCAAGCGGCAGAAGGAGCUGGAGGAUGCCUUCUGGAAGGACGAGGACAAGCACGUCAUGCGCAAGGAGCACCGGAAGGAGGAGCGGGAGAAGCGCCGCCUGGAGCAGCUGGAGCGCAAGAAGGAGCUGCAGCGGAUGCUGGAGGAGGAGGAUGCCCAGCUGAAGGGCAAGGCCCCCAAGCCGCCCGGACCCGCCAGGGUCACCCGGGCCCAGAUCGAGGAGGCCCUCCAGAAGGAGCUGAAGGAGGGCGGGGACGCGGCCGAGAAGGGGAAGAGCCACCUGGAGGUGCCCUUGGAGGAGAACCUGAACCGGCGGGUGCUGGAGGAGGGCGCGGUGGAAGCCCGCACCAUCGAGGAGGCCAUCGCGGUGCUCAGCGUGGCUGAGGACCUGGACCGGCACCCGGAGCGCCGGAUGAAGGCGGCCUUCUCGGCCUUCGAAGAGGGGACCCUCCCCCGCCUGAAGCAGGAGAACCCCAACAUGCGUCUGUCCCAGCUGAAGCAGCUGCUGAAGAAGGAGUGGAUGAAGGCGCCCGAGAACCCCAUGAACCAGCGCCACUCGACCUACAACAGCCAGAAAUGAGACCCAA